Molecule: messenger RNA, 2999 nt
Organism: Physella acuta
Lineage: Eukaryota; Metazoa; Mollusca; Gastropoda; Physidae
Product: NAD kinase 2, mitochondrial
Biological process (GO): NAD+ metabolic process
Cellular component (GO): mitochondrion
Molecular function (GO): NAD+ kinase activity
Source: RefSeq, a predicted model, not a curated record
GCUGUUACCUUCCAAACAAAACAAACAGAAUAGAUAUUCCGCAUGAUAUGCCAAUGCUACGUUUAAGACUGACGCCAAAUUAGGCCUAGUUGAUGUUUUAUUAAAUUUAAAAUAAAUGCAUUCAAAACACCCAUCUAAAUAAUCUUGUUGAAAUUUGUAUAAAUCUCUAAAGAUAUGCGAAGUGCGACUAUUACAAGAGUUUUGCUGGUUUCGAAAUGGAAAAAUUAUAAAACUUGUUCCCUUUCACCAGCCUUUUCGAAAAAUGACUUUCGCUUACACAUGAACUGGUCUACCAGAUCUUGUUCUGAAGUAAGAUGCAAAAGCAAGUAUGGUUUAGAUGUUGCAGAUUCUAAGAACCAUGGACAAAGACUUCGUUUAAGUGAAGAUGUAGAGCCAGUUUUCCAACCCAAACGUGCUGUCAUUUUAACUAAAAUGACAAGAUUUGAGUAUGAAAGAAAACUGUGUCAAUCAAUGACAGAUAAUGAAUUUAAGGAAUAUCUUAAUUCUAAAGAUUCAGAUUAUGUGGGUCUUCUUGAUCGUCAUAAAAAUCAUUAUGCAGCUCUAGAUAUAGUCCGAAAAGAGCUUUUGAAUGCAAAUAUUGAAACAAGAAUAGUUCACAGAUUUGAUUUAGUUCAAAGUGUUGUAGACUGGGCUGAUGUGGUAUUCACUGCUGGUGGGGAUGGAACAUAUCUUUUGGCUGCCAAUAAGUUUAUCAAUACCAGCAAGCCUCUGAUUGGAAUUAAUACAGACCCCGAAAGAUCAGAGGGUCAUUUGUGUCUCCCCAAAGUUGACUACCCAGCUACUAAAUUUGCAAGUGCUCUAAAGAAGCUUCUGGCUGGUGAUUUUGGAUGGAAAUGGAGACAGCGUAUACAAGUUACCAUGUCUGGAAGACAUAUAAAUGAUGAACCCAUUGAGCUACAUGACCAGCAGUUGAUAUUCCCUGAACAUCGGUUCACAGAACAUAUAGCUGAGGAUGAGCAAGUGAGGGUCCUGAAACAAAAUAGUAACGAGACUAUGCUUUUUCCAACAAGAACUUUGCCAUGUCUAGCAUUAAAUGAAUGUUUCAUUGGAGAAUCUCUCUCUUCAAGAGUCUCCUACUAUGAGUUCUCAACAGACACAAUAGCAAAAGAAAAACAGAAGAGUUCUGGUGUAACUAUUUGUACAGGGACUGGCUCAAGUUCAUGGCAUUUUCACAUAAAUCACCUUUCACUGUGCUCAGUACAAAAAGUUUUGUCUAUUGCUAAUGAGGUUUCUGGUGCUAACUUCCCUGUGAGGGAUCAGGCUUUGACAGAGACAGUAAUGAACUCAUUUAAUAGAAGUUUGAGAUUUGACCCAAGCGAACCACAUAUGGCAUACACUAUUAGAGAUCCUAUUCGAAAUGCUGUUUUCAAUGUUGAGCGUACAAGUGGAUUUGCUAAAAAAAUAACUAUCAGGUCAAGGAUGUGGGAUGCUUGCUUGGUGAUAGAUGGAGGAAUGUCUUUCAAAUUUAAUGAUGGAGCUGUGGCUACCUUUGAGAUAGCAGAGAAUAAUGCCCUGCGCACUGUGACUUUGGAUUAAAUUUUUGACGUCAUUGUCUGUUUGCUGUGCACUUUUUGAUCUUAAGUUGUUUUACCGAAUAGAUCUUAGAAGUUUUGCUUGGUCAGAUUUUAUUGUGAGAUAACUUGUCAUAUUUGUUGUUUUAAAGGAGCAAGUUCUAACUCAAGUUCACCCUAAAAAGUUUUUUUUAAUGAAAUUGAGUUUUGUGCUGAUACCUUACUGUCCCUUAUUGCUUUAAUAUUAAAGUAAAUUUACUUAUAAUUAAUACUCUUUUGUGUAGUUUUGUAAUUUAAAUACUAAAACUAUUGUAAAUGUUAAAAAAGAGAAAAAGAAAGAAAAAAGCCUUAAAAUUAUUACUAAAAUUAUUUUCCUGAGUUUUUCUUUUUACCUCUGUACUUAAUUUUUUUUUUCAUUUAAAAGGUUUUUCAUAGCUGGAGAUGUAGUUACAUUGUUUUUAAAAAAAAUCUGCACCAUAUCAGUUAAAUAACAGUAACAGAAAAAACUAAUAUUUACAUUUUAUCAACAUUUUUUUAAUUGUUCAGUUUUCACACUUAAAAGUAUCUUUUUUAAAUUAUGAAUAUAAGUUCCUUGUUCAUUUGUUAUUAUAAUACUUUAAUAUCUUUGUGUUUAAAAAUUCAAACAAAUAAUGCUAUUCUUAUGUUUAGCCUUGGUAUUUUUAAUACACAUGUAUAAUAAUCUGGACAAUUAAUGUUUGUAUUGAAUAAUUUCUUUUACAUUUUGGCAAUAAGUUUAAUAAAUUGUGUAUAUACUUACUGGAUAAAGUAUUCUAUCUAUGUGUAAUGUACUGUGUUUUUUUUGUUGUAAUUCACUGUAGAAAAAAUUCACUAGUUUUUCCUCAAAAAUAAUCACACCAAAAUUGAAUCAUAUUACAAAUGUUCAUAUUUACAUUUCAUCAAAGUAUACAUAAUUAUUUUAUUUCAGUACUCAUUAAGAUUAUGUGAUAUACUGUAAUUAUGCAAGCAACUUCUAUUGAAUGGCCUGAACAUUUCUAGAUGCAGGAAUCUUAAAGAAUUCUUAUAGAUUUUUCUAUCCUAAAAAAGCAUUUGAAAUUUAUAGAGGACUAACAAUCACUGUUAUUAAUAUUAGUACAAAAAUGUCAUUAAUAAAAGUGUUUCAGAUAUGAUAUCUUUUCAAUUGUUGAUACUUGUCUUUAAAAAAAUAAUCUUAUUAAAUCAAAGAGUUUUAGUUAAUUAUUUCUAAAAAAAAUAUUUGAUACAUGUAAUAUUCUUAUGUUAAUCAACUGACUCCUUCCUUAUACAAAAUGUAAAAAUGAUUUACACUUUAUUAUUUUAUUGAUUUUGUUUUUAACAAAAUAUUCUGACAGAAUUUCUUGUUGAUUUAAAAUAAAAUUGUUUCUUAAAAAAUGAAAUGAAUGCUAAUUGCAAAAUAUUCCUGUUUUUUUCAGAUCUCAGUCCUAUUUUUUUAAAAUAAAAAAUUAGCUG